This is a messenger RNA of Acanthosepion pharaonis, 2004 nucleotides long. The record is from the annotation of a GenBank genome assembly. Lineage: Eukaryota; Metazoa; Mollusca; Cephalopoda; Sepiida; Sepiidae.
AUGCCCACUCGCCCUUCUUCUCGCUCUAAAAGACACUCUCUCUUCUUCUUCUAUCGGGCAGUUAUCUGGAAAGCUGGUCGUAAGUCCGGAUUGGUCGUUAAACGGGCGUCUGAUGCCCACCACACCUAUACCCACAUCCCACCGUCCGCCCAAAUAUCCUUCCCACCGCCAAGUCCCAAGUCUCGUAGAACGUUUUGUUUUUCCAUCAAACUGUUUACAGACUCUUCCAGUUUUGUGGAUGUUUUCAGCCCUCGGGGGAAAAAGCAGUUUUUCUACUCAGAUUUCUCCUUCCCGAACGCUCCACCGGCUUUCGGGCUCUCCCACUCUCCUAGCUCUCCUUAUUCUGUUUACUCUCCUUUCCUUUUCCCGCCAUUUAUUAUCGCCCCCAUCGCUCCAACGGCGAGACAACUGACAACAAUGAGCGAUCAGAGACGAGAGGCGCCCGCGGGGCUUGUCGUUAAAUGGGCGUUUUCUACCCACCGCACCCACUAUCCGCUUAAAUACCCCUUCAUAUACCCAAGUUCCCAGUCGCGUAGAACGUUUUACUUUUCUAUCAAAUUAGUAACAAUAUUUACAACUUAUUCAAAAGAGAAUAAUUAUAUUUACCUCUGUCUGUUCAUAUCUAUCUAUCUAUCUAUCUAUCUAUCUAUCUAUCUAUCUAUCUAUCUAUCAGUCUGUUCAUAUCUAUCUAUCUAUCUAUCUAUCUAUCUUAGUCUGUUCAUAUCUAUCUAUCUAUCUAUCUAUCUGUUCAUAUCUAUCUAUCUAUCUAUCUUAGUCUGUUCAUAUCUAUCUAUCUAUUUAUUUGUCAGUCUGUUCACAUCUAUCUAUCUAUCUAUCAUCUGUUCAUAUCUAUCUAUCUAUUUAUUUGUCAGUCUGUUCACAUCUAUCUAUCUAUCUAUCUAUGUAUCUAUCUAUCUAUUUAUGUUAGUCUGUUCAUAUCUAUCUAUCUAUCUAUCUAUCUAUCUAUCUAUCAGUCUGUUCGUAUCUAUCUAUCUAUCUGUUCAUAUCUAUCUAUCUAUCUAUCUAUCUAUCUAUCUUAGUCUGUUCAUAUCUAUCUAUCUAUCUAUCUAUCUAUCUAUCUAUCUAUCAGUCUGUUCGUAUGUAUCUAUCUAUCUUAGUCUGUUCGUAUCUAUCUAUCUAUCUAUCUAUCUAUCUAUCUAUCUAUCUAUCUAUCAGUCUGUUCGUAUGUAUCUAUCUAUCUAUCUAUCUAUCUUAGUCUGUUCAUAUCUAUCUAUCUAUCUUAGUCUGUUCAUAUCUAUCUAUCUAUCAACUGAAAGAGGCUCUUUUUUUUCUCAAUUUGGACCCGGCUUUGCGACUCUUUUUUUCUCAAUUUGGACCCGGCUCUACGGCUUUUUUUUUCUCAAUUUGGACCCGGCUUUGCGGCUCUUUUUUUUCAUUUUGCACCCGGCUCUACGGCUCCUUCUUUCUCAUUUUGCACCCGGCUCUGCGGCUCUUUUUUUCUCAAUUUGGACCCGGCUUUGCGGCUCUUUUUUUCUCAAUUUGGAUCCGGCUUUGCGGCUCUUUUUUUCUAAAUUUGGACCCGGCUCUGCGGCUCUUUUUUUCUCAUUUAGCACCCGGCUCUACGGCUCUUUUUUCUCAUUUUGCACCCGGCUCUACGGCUCUUUUUUUUUCAAUUUGGACCCGGCUCUACGGCUCUUUUUUUCUCAAUUUGGACCCGGCUUUGCGGCUCUUUUUUUCUCAUUUUGCACCCGGCUCUGCGGCUCUUUUUUUCUCAUUUUGCACCCGGCUCUGCGGCUCUUUUUUUCUCAAUUUGGACCCGGCUCUGCCGCUCUUUUUUUCUCAAUUUGGACCCGGCUCUGCCGCUCUUUUUUUCUCAAUUUGGACCUGGCUCUGCGGCUCUUUUUUCUAAAUUUGGACCCGGCUCUGAUGCUUUUUUUUUUCAACUUGGACCCGGCUUUGCGACUCUUUUUUCUCAAUUUGGACACGGCUCUACGGCUCUUUUUUUCUCAUUUUGCACCCGGCUCUGCGGCUCUUUUUUUCUAA